This is a messenger RNA of Daphnia carinata, 585 nucleotides long. RefSeq lists its product as uncharacterized. Bases 1 to 585 code for a protein of 194 amino acids. The transcript has a single exon. The record is from RefSeq and is a predicted model, not a curated record. Lineage: Eukaryota; Metazoa; Arthropoda; Branchiopoda; Diplostraca; Daphniidae.
AUGCCCAUAGAACGGACGUUGGGCCUCUCACUCGACUACGGUAGCGACUCGUUCGUAGUGAGCGCAAGCAUUAAACUGGAUGAAGAGACGAAACGUGAAAUACUACGAGAAACGUCAAGCGUCUACGACCCAUUUGGUUUUCUCUCACCGGUGUUGCUACAAGCUAAACUCAUUCUGCAAGCUGUAUGCAGAAAAUCGGUUGGCUGGGACGAUCAACUAGACCAGACGACCAUCGAUGAGUGUCAAAAUUGGGCCAUCUCCCUCUCGAAGCUAAUCCCGCUUUCCGUCCCACGAUGUUUUUACCCAGAGCUACCAAAAGCACGAGGUGUGGGACUGCAUCUGUUUGCUGACGCCUCCGAAUCAGCGUUUGGUGCCAUUGCCUAUCUCCGUUUCGACAUCCCCGACGGCGUUAAAGUGUCAUUCGUUAUGGCCAAGGCAAGAGUAGCACCUAUCAAAUACGUUUCGAUACCCAGACUUGAGCUGUGUGCAGCAUUACUCGCCGCCCGCCUAGCAUCAGUGAUCAAGUCAGAACUUCGACUAAAAAUCGACCAAACCACAUUUUGGUCAGAUUCGACAACGGUUUGA